AUGGUGGCAAUUGGAAACGCUCAUGACGACUUGAUCCAUGACGCUGUCUUGGACUACUACGGCAAACGAUUGGCUACCAGCUCUUCUGAUAAGACCAUCAAAAUAUUUGAAAUCGAGGGCACUGAAAACUACAAGCUAGUUACAACUUUGACUGGACACGAAGGUCCUGUGUGGCAAGUAGCAUGGGCACACCCCAAGUUUGGUUCCAUAUUGGCCUCGUGCUCCUAUGAUGGUAGAGCACUUAUUUGGAAGGAACAACCUGAAACUCAACAAUGGUCUAUUAUUGCCGAACACAGCGCACACCAAGCCAGUGUCAACUCUGUUAGUUGGGCUCCCCAUGAAUUAGGUGCAGUAUUGUUGGUUACAUCUUCUGACGGCAAGGUCUCCGUGGUGGAUUUCAACGAGGACGGCACCACUUCUCAUGUCAUAUUCGAUGCACACGCCAUAGGUAUCAAUUCUGCUUCGUGGGCUCCAUUGAACAAUACCAACUCCAAAGACGCUUCUGUAUUAAAGCAGCAACGUAGGUUUGUUACUUGUGGUUCCGACAAUUUGGCUAAGAUCUGGAAAUUUGAUGCUGCCUCCAAUUCUUACGUUGAGGAAGCGAAGUUGGAAGGUCAUACCGAUUGGGUUCGUGAUGUUGCUUGGUCCCCAUCUGUUUUGACUCGUUCAUACAUUGCCACUGCGUCGCAAGACCGUACUGUUUUGAUUUGGAGUCAAGAUAACAAUGGAGUCUGGCAAAAACAAUUAUUGACCGAAGAAAAGUUCCCUGAUGUCUGCUGGAGAUGUUCAUGGUCAUUAUCAGGAAACAUAUUGGCUGUUUCUGGAGGUGAUAACAAGGUUAGUUUAUGGAAGGAGAACUUACAAGGAAAAUGGGAAUCUGCUGGUGAAGUCGACCAAUAA
Molecule: messenger RNA, 900 nt
Organism: Suhomyces tanzawaensis NRRL Y-17324
Lineage: Eukaryota; Fungi; Ascomycota; Pichiomycetes; Serinales; Debaryomycetaceae
Gene: SEC13
Product: GTPase-activating protein
Exons: 1
Coding region: 1-900 (299 amino acids)
Biological process (GO): protein import into nucleus; COPII-coated vesicle budding; positive regulation of TOR signaling
Cellular component (GO): nuclear pore outer ring; COPII vesicle coat
Molecular function (GO): structural molecule activity; protein binding
Source: RefSeq, a predicted model, not a curated record